Colletotrichum higginsianum IMI 349063 is the source of this 2007-nucleotide messenger RNA. RefSeq lists its product as uncharacterized. The transcript has a single exon. The record is from RefSeq and is a predicted model, not a curated record. NCBI's taxonomy places the organism in Eukaryota, Fungi, Ascomycota, Sordariomycetes, Glomerellales, Glomerellaceae. The coding region runs from base 1 to 2007 and encodes 668 amino acids.
AUGCCCCCUUACGAGAAAGGGGGCAGCACCACCACCCGCCAGCCCGCCAUGCCUUCUCUCAGCGCAAAGGCAAUGGGCCGCACUCCCCUGACCCCGAAAGUCGCUGCGAAACCCUCCCCCGUCGUGACGCCCUUGGGCCGUCGCCGAAACGAUCCCUCCAGUAAUAACAAUACCAACCACCACCACUCCCAUACAGCCGUCGGCGCCGCCAGGGACGAUCUGAAUACCCCGGCCCCCUUUCUCGCCGCUACGAACAUCACCCCUCGUUCGGGAAGUCGCCAGAGCCGUGUCAACAGUGCUAACACGACCCCGAACGGCACUCCGAACACGGAAAGAAACGACUGGGAGCACCAACCCUCUACACUCGAGCCCCCUAGGCGCCAGGUUGUCACCUUCAGCCCGCCCUCCAGUGUCAGCAGUCGGAACGAUGCGCCCGACUCCAAGUUCUUCUACGCCAGCGAGGCAAAGCCCCCCCAGCCCGCUGCUCCCCAGCCAAAGGCCCAAUCAAAACCUCUACCUCCCGCCCAGCGAGGCUCGACUUUCAUGUACGCCAAUGGCAGUACCAUCGAGAAGAGCAGGCCAACCUCCCCUGGCCUGGGUUUCACACCAGUGCUGGCACCCUCGCUGGCACCUUCGCUUGCACCAUCUCUCUCCUCGCCUCUUGCCCCGGCCCCGGACCCGCCACCGAGCAAGUUCUUUUACGCAAAUGGCGCCCCCAAUCUGCAACCCGGCUUCCGGCCCUCGUCUGCUGCAUCGGGCACCGGUUCCGUCGCCUCGGGCUCGGGCAAGCUGCAUAGGACAUCAGCAGGCUCGGCCGGAGGCUUCUCGAUGGCACAGCGACCCCUUUCACCAAAUAGGCCAGCACAACUCCCGACGUCUGCGCCGCUGCUCAAAAGCAACGGCGUACCUCCCCUUGCUGGCGGCCGAGCUCAGAUGACGAGUCCGCCGCCGCUCGCACCGCUAUCUCACAAACGUCGGACGAGUAUCGAUGCCCUUUCGCAGGUUGCCAGCCAUGCCGGAUCAGAGGUCCCAGCCACGGACGCCAUGAUCAUGUCUAGGUUCAUGGCUUCGCAAACGUCGACCCCCUCCGAGAUGGCUUCACCGACAGCACAGAGCUUCUUUGCCCAACAACCCAUUACGAUUGCUUCAAUAAUACAGGCAGCCGAUGAUUUGGAGGAGGACGACGAGGAGGACUCGGCUGACGAGUCAAAGGAUCUGGACGAUCUCCACAGCCCGACCAAAUCAUCACACGGCGAUCCGCUAAACGACAUGGUCCUUAAUGCGAGAAGAGAGCGCAAGGUGCAGGAUUUGGAGAUCACCAACGCUUCUUUGGAGGCCAUCAACCGGUCUUUGGAAAGGCAGCUGCGGAAACAGACGGCAGAACUGAGGAGGUACAAAAGGCUGUCCCGAUCUGGGCGUCUGUCAGUUCCUCCCUCGGCUACAUCCAGCCGCGUGCCUUCCGAAACCAAGCCCGCGGGCCUCGGCAUCGAUGGCCUGGACUUGUCGGACCUUAGCGAGGACGAGGCGGAAGACGACUUGGGCGACAUGGACGAAUCGAUGUUUGAGUCGUCCGAGCUGUCCGAGACAGAUUCGACGUCGCCUACCAGUCCCAAAAUGGACACCGACCGGGACGAACGGCGUCGUACUCGGGACGAGAAACGCCUGCGGCUGGAUCUUUCCAAGCACAGGGAGUUGCUUGUCGACAGCCAGAAGAUCAACCAGAGCAUCAAGAGAUGCUUGAACUGGACCGAGGAGCUCAUCAAGGAGGGCAAGAAGGCGCUCGAGUACAACGUCCGCCCCAGUGACGUGGAGCUACCCCCCCGGGUCCUUCGCCCGGCAUAUCUGGAGGAGAAUGAGGAUGAUGGGCGGGGGCCAAGGAACGAGUUCUCGGUCUCGUUACCGAGCAGUCCAAUGGACUCGCCGAGAAGUCUUUCGCCGCAGUGGAGCAAAGAGCCGCAGCCACAGGACCGUGAUAGUGGCAUCGAGUUGCCUGCGGACAGUGGCUGA